This is a messenger RNA of Drosophila serrata, 548 nucleotides long. It is a transcript of the gene mRpS16, whose product is annotated as mitochondrial ribosomal protein S16. Lineage: Eukaryota; Metazoa; Arthropoda; Insecta; Diptera; Drosophilidae. Gene Ontology annotation, cellular component: ribosome; mitochondrial small ribosomal subunit. Gene Ontology annotation, biological process: mitochondrial translation. Gene Ontology annotation, molecular function: structural constituent of ribosome. The record is from RefSeq and is a predicted model, not a curated record.
GUUCUUGGUAAACUAUCGUUGAAGCGAUAUUUCGUCUGCAUAUGCGGUAACCUCAGCUGCAAAGUAAAACAUAAAUAAGUAAAUAGCUUUAUUAAAACCGAAAAAGUUAAGCAUGCCUCUGUCUCCGGCUAGUGGUAUCGGGCGAUUCUACGCAAAAUCAGCCAAGAUCAUUCGCUUCGUGCGCCUGGGUUGCACCAAUCGUCCGUUUUACCACAUUGUCGUCAUGGAGAGGAGAAAAAACCAGCACCAACCCGUGAUCGAACAGGUAGGUUCCUACGAUCCACUGCCCAACGAUUACAACGAGCGCCUGGUGGCCCUGAACACGGAGAGGAUCCGUCAUUGGCUUGGCAAAGGUGCCCACCUGUCCACACCUGCGGCGGAGCUACUAGGAAUCGCAGGACUGCUGCCCAUCCACCCACGCACCUAUAUGUCCGCCUGGCGCAACCGAAGAGCAGCCGCCGAAGAGGAAGCCAGCGCCGAAAAGGCGACAUCAAACGCUUGAAGAUGGGACCUUUCGGUCGUUAAUAAAAAUCACUGUGUUCGUUUUA